This is a messenger RNA of Helianthus annuus (common sunflower), 1368 nucleotides long. RefSeq names its product short-chain dehydrogenase TIC 32, chloroplastic. The transcript is spliced from 6 exons. NCBI's taxonomy places the organism in Eukaryota, Viridiplantae, Streptophyta, Magnoliopsida, Asterales, Asteraceae. Bases 221 to 1174 code for a protein of 317 amino acids. The record is from RefSeq and is a predicted model, not a curated record.
UUUUCAAACCUUUCAAUUUUCCACAUGAAACUUUCCCAUUUGAUCAUCGUGUGAACAUAUCAAGCCGCCUUCUUUGUUCUUCUUAUUCCAUUCAAACCCCAUAAGUACCCCCCAACUUUUGUAUCUAUACGAUCACCAUCUUCUUCUAAACCACUUUAAUCCAAGUGGGUACUUCUUCUUUCCUAUAAAAAUCCAAUCUUUUAGCGACCCAUCAAUCAAGAUGACGUGGAUAUACUCACUGUUUAGUGGGCCAUCAGGGUUUUCUGCAAAUUCAAGAGCCGAAGAUGUUACAAAUGGGAUUGAUGGAACUGGCCUUACUGCCAUUGUUACUGGGGCUAGUAGUGGUAUUGGCUUGGAAACAGCCAGUGUACUUGCCAUGCGCGGGGUACAUGUGAUCAUGGCAGUCAGAAAUCUCGAAGUUGGUCAAAAAGUCAAGGCAGGCAUUUGUGCGAAAACCCCGAACGCCAAACUUGAUGUGAUGGAGUUGGAUCUGAGCUCACAGGCGUCUGUACGAAAAUUUGCGGCUGACUACAUCGCAAAGGACCUUCCUUUAAACAUCCUAAUUCUCAAUGCAGGGAUCAUGUCUCCUCCGUUCACGCUUUCGCAAGACAACAUUGAACUGCAGUUUGCAACCAACCAUAUCGGUCACUUCCUUUUGACAAACUUGUUGUUGGAUACCAUGAAAAAGACUUCAACUAAAAGCCAAAAGGAGGGAAGGAUAGUUGUUGUGUCGUCCGAUCUUCAUAAGAUGUCGUACCCUGAAGGAAUUAGGUUUGACAAGAUCAAUGAUGAAAAGAGCUAUAGCGCAUUCUAUGCUUAUGGGCAGUCAAAGCUUGCUAAUGCAUUGCAUGCUAAGGAAUUAGCAAGGCGCCUCCAGGAAGAACGCGCAAAUGUGACUGUGAAUUCACUACACCCUGGAGUGAUAAAAACCAAUCUUACCCGUAACCAAGGAAUUGUGGUCUCGUUCUUUAGCCGGCUGGCUUUAAGUUUCUUGAAGAAUAUUCCUCAAGGAGCUGCAACUUCAUGCUAUGUGGCAUUGCAUCCGCAAGUGAAGGGUGUUAGUGGCGAGUAUUUUGCCGAUAGUAACAUAUCAAAAGCUGGCAAGUUUGUCGAUGAUCCGGAAAUGGCCAAGAAGUUGUGGGAGUUCAGUUUGAACUUGACUCAGUUGAAGUAACCGGUUCUCACCGGACCAUAUUUUGGUUUCACCAAGUCGUUUUGUGGUCGUUAUACUGUUUGUUGAUGGUGUGCGUGUGUUAUACCGCUGUUUCUCAACGUCUUUAACGCUUAUACUGAAUGAAAGUUGAACGACGAGUUUUGUGCUAUGUAUAUAUGUGUUACUAUUGAGGAAAGCAUGCCAUAUAUUAUGAA